This is a messenger RNA of Pan troglodytes (chimpanzee), 1813 nucleotides long. RefSeq names its product MPV17 mitochondrial inner membrane protein like (gene MPV17L). NCBI's taxonomy places the organism in Eukaryota, Metazoa, Chordata, Mammalia, Primates, Hominidae. Bases 235 to 825 code for a protein of 196 amino acids. Gene Ontology annotation, biological process: mitochondrial ribosome assembly. The record is from RefSeq and is a predicted model, not a curated record. Gene Ontology annotation, cellular component: cytoplasm; membrane; mitochondrion. The transcript is spliced from 4 exons.
GUGGGCCGGGCACCUUUCAAACGUUCAGCCCCCAGGACGGCCCGUGGCCUCCGGAUUGGACGGCGCGAGCUGGGUGUGUGUGGGUCGCUCAAUCGCUCCGGAGCUUCUGGAGGGGGCAGAUGCAGGUGCGGGCUGCUGCAGUGCAGUAGCUGCUGGAGGCUGGGGAGGCCCGGACGCGGUGCAGGAAGACGCCGACCACGCGGGCUCCUCAUCGCGGGCGCCCACAGCGCGGACAUGGCGGGCUGGUGGCCGGCGUUGUCGCGCGCGGCCCGGCGCCACCCGUGGCCCACCAACGUGCUGCUUUACGGCUCGCUCGUCUCGGCCGGGGACGCGCUGCAACAGCGGCUGCAGGGCCGCGAGGCCAACUGGCGCCAGACGCGGCGCGUGGCCACGUUGGUGGUGACCUUCCACGCCAACUUCAACUACGUGUGGCUGGGCCUGCUGGAGCGCGCGCUCCCGGGCCGAGCGCCGCACGCCGUGCUGGCCAAGUUGCUGUGCGACCAGGUGGUCGGUGCGCCCAUCGCGGUCUCGGCCUUCUAUGUCGGUAUGAGCAUUCUCCAAGGAAAGGAUGACAUAUUUUUGGACCUGAAACAGAAAUUCUGGAAUACCUAUCUGAGUGGACUGAUGUACUGGCCCUUUGUACAGCUGACCAACUUCAGCCUUGUUCCUGUUCAAUGGAGAACAGCUUACGCUGGAGUCUGUGGUUUUCUCUGGGCCACCUUCAUCUGUUUUUCCCAGCAGAGUGGUGACGGCACAUUCAAGUCAGCUUUCACCAUUUUAUAUACAAAGGGGACCAGUGCCACAGAAGGGUCCCCGAAGAAAUGAGAAGUCAAGGACUCUCUUAAAGGGACCACAUUUUUUACCUAAAAUGCACAGAAUUGCCUGCAGACAAAAUAUUUGAUGUGCCAAUUAUGCACUUCAUUUUGAGGAAUUACUACUAUUUAUAGACCCACUUUUUAAAAAAUUAUCAAUGAUUAUUUUUGAAUUGUAUUCAGACUUUUUUCCUGUUCUAGUCUGAAAUAUUACUUCUCUAAUAUUUUGGUUAAUAUGAAUAAUAGUGGCAAAAUGGCAUUUUAGAAUUAUUAAUAUUUCUAAUAUUUUAACACAAGUUUCAGGAAACUUGGUUUUGAUUGUUCACAUUUCUAUUCUAAAAUCUCAGGUUAUCUCCUGAACACUUUUGGGCAGAUGAAGUUUUAUACCAAAAAAUAGUUCUUAGAGUGAAUUUUAAUUUACAUAGAACUCAAUCGAAAUGAAGAUUUAAUAACCAGAUUUCUUUCUCCAAAACAUACACAAUUUGUUGUUUUAGUAAAUACCUUUUUUUUUUUUUUUUUUUUGGGGUGGAGUCUUGCUGUCUCCCCGGCUGGAGCGCAGUGGCACGAUCUCGGCUCACUGCAGCCUCCAUCCUCUGGGUUCAAGCAAUUCUCCUGCCUCAGGCUCCUGAGUAGCUGGGAUUACAGGCACGUGAUACCAGGCCCAGCUGAUUUUUGUAUUUUUGUUCGUUUGCUUUUGUUUUUGACACAGAGUCUCGCUCUGUCGCCCAAGCUGGAGUGCAGUUGUGAGAUCUCGGCUCACUGCAAGCUCCGCCUCCCGGGUUCACGCCAUUCUGCGUCAGCCUCCCAAGUAGCUGGGACUACAGGCACCUGCCACGAUGCCUAGCUAAUUUUUUGUAUUUUUAGUAGAGAUGAAGUUUCACCGUGUUGGCCAGGAUGGUCUUGAUCUCCUGACCGCAUAAUCCACCCACCUCGGCCUCCCAAAGUGCUGGGAUUACAGGCAUGAGCCACCACAACCGACUUUUUUUUUUUUUUUUUUUUUU